ACGGCGCCCAGCCUCGGGUGCUGGCGCGUGGGGGCCGGGCCGGCGCGGUGCCUUCCGCCCUUCUGCAGCUAUCUGCAUAUUUUUUCUUUCUUUUUCGCAAUUUUGAAUAUUUUGCAGGACGAGGGGUUCAAGGCAGGUGAGAGCAUCCUGCACGUCGCCCAGGAGCCUGCGGGCGCUUGGCGCGCUCUCCGGGGACCGUCUGCACUGGGAACCCGAAAGUUUUUUGUUUUUAUUUUCUUAUGCAGAUGUAUUUAUAAAGAUAUAAGUAAUUUUUUUCUUGUCUCCACCGCCUUGAAAGCGAGUACUUUUGGCAAAGGACGGAGGAAAAAGCUCAGCAACAUUUUGGGGGGCGGUUGGGUUUUUUUCUUUUUAAAGAAAAACAUUUGAGUGCAUCGCGAUGGAGAAAAUGUCCCGACCGCUCCCCCUGAAUCCCACCUUUAUUCCGCCUCCCUACGGCGUGCUCAGGUCCUUGUUGGAGAACCCGCUGAAGCUCCCCCUUCAUCACGAAGACGCAUUUAGUAAAGAUAAAGACAAGGAAAAGAAGCUGGAUGAUGAGAGUAAUAGCCCGACGGUCCCCCAGUCGGCGUUCUUGGGACCCACCUUAUGGGACAAAACCCUUCCCUAUGACGGAGAUACUUUCCAGUUGGAAUACAUGGACCUGGAGGAGUUUUUGUCAGAAAAUGGCAUUCCCCCCAGCCCGUCUCAGCAUGACCACAGCCCUCACCCUCCUGGGCUGCAGCCGGCUUCCUCUGCCGCCCCCUCCGUCAUGGACCUCAGCAGUCGGGCUUCUGCACCCCUUCACCCUGGCAUUCCGUCCCCAAACUGUAUGCAGAGCCCCAUCAGACCAGGUCAGCUGUUGCCAGCAAACCGCAAUACACCGAGUCCCAUUGAUCCUGACACCAUCCAGGUCCCUGUGGGUUAUGAGCCAGACCCGGCAGAUCUUGCCCUCUCCAGCAUCCCUGGCCAGGAAAUGUUUGACCCUCGCAAACGCAAGUUCUCUGAGGAAGAACUGAAGCCACAGCCCAUGAUUAAGAAAGCGCGUAAAGUCUUCAUCCCUGAUGAUCUGAAGCAGGAUGACAAGUACUGGGCCCGGCGCAGGAAGAACAACAUGGCAGCCAAGCGUUCCCGCGACGCCAGGCGGCUGAAGGAGAACCAGAUCGCAAUCCGGGCGUCCUUCCUGGAGAAGGAGAACUCGGCCCUGCGCCAGGAAGUGGCUGACUUGCGGAAGGAGCUGGGCAAAUGCAAGAACAUACUUGCCAAGUACGAGGCCAGGCACGGGCCCCUGUAGGAUGGCAGUCUUGCGGGCUGGCUUUCCAAUAGAUGGACAGUGUGUUUCCCGCCUGAUAGCACCACACCCGAACCAACCUUUCUGACAUCAGCACUUUACCAGAGGCGUAAACACAACUGACUCACAUUCUGGUGUGCGUGUGCGCGCGUGCGCGCUUCUGCUCCCGUGUGGUCCGCGGUGCGCGCGCGUGCCUUUGCACUUGCCAUGUUAAGGUAGCCCUCUCCUCAUCUUUCAGUUCCGAAAAAGAAAGGUGCCGUGUUUUUACUGGACUGUGGAGACGCCUCCUGGGGUCUCCUGCCCCUCCCUCCAACCCCUCUCCUGCCCCUUGCCGCGUCGCUCUCUGGUGGCUCCUGCCUGCUCUUCCGGGACCCUCUGCUGGGCUCCACCAAGCAGGGCCCUGGUGAAAUAGUAGAUCUCAGUUGUCAAGACUACGAGCUCUUGUUUCUGUUUAAUCUGUAAGUUACCAUGCUAAUAAGGUGCGCAAAAAUCACUUAGCACUACACUGCAGCGCUCGCUCGCUCUCUCUCUCUCUCUCUCUCUCUCUCUCUCUCUCUUCAGUUAUAGGUUGCUUUCCUCAUAUUUUCAGUUUUGGUGAUAAUUGUCUUCAAAUUUCAAGUGCUGUUUAGAUUUAUUAGAUCCCAUAUUUACUUACUGCUAUCUACUAAGUUUCCUUUUAAUUCUACCAACCCCAGGUAAGUAAGAGUACUAUUCUAGAACACAGAGUGUGUUUUUGCACCGUCUGUACCUAAAGCAAUAAUCCUAUUGUACGCUAGAGCAUGCUGCCUGAGUAUUACUAGUGGACAUAGGAUAUGUUCCCUACCUAAGAAUUUCACUGUCUUUUAAAAAACAAAAAUUACAGUAAUGCAUUUGAGCAUGCCCAGAAUAUCCCCAGGACAGGGAAGCAGAGGGAAAUGCCAGGUCUAAGAACGAGGGAUUAAUUUAUCAGCAUAGGAGCCAAAAAAAAAAAAAAAAAAAAAAAAAAUUGCAUCUUGGAACAGCUUUUGACAUUGAUAUGUUUGCUUUUGUUUUCUCCGCUCCCCACCCCCACUUUUCUAGUUCCCUUUUUCCAUAUCCCUCUUGAUAUUCAAAACAAUUACUUAAGAUUCAGUUGUCCCCGUUUUUGGGUAAUAUAUAUAUUUUUGUGAAUUAUACCUUGCUGUUUUUAAAAAUCAGUUAAUUAAGUUAAUAAGUUGAUGUUUUGUAAGACCCUUUUUCCUAGUGGUGUCAUUUUCGAAUGCUUCAUAAAUUAAUGAUUCUGGAGCUUAUGUUUCUUAUUUCGUUUGCUUUUUUGAAAGUAUGUGCUCUUAUAAAGAGGACUUUUGAAAAAUGAAUGUAAAAGACACUGGUGUAUCUCAGAAGAGGAUGGUGUUGUCAUAAACUGUGGUUAAUCCAAUCAAUUUAAAUGUUUACUAUAGACCAAAAGGAGAGAUUAUUAAAUUGUUUAAUGUUUAUACAGAGUAAUUAUAGGAAGUUCUUUUUUGUACAGUAUUUUUCAGAUAUAAAUACUGACAAUGUAUUUUGGAAGACAUAUAUUAUAUAUAGCAAAGAAGAGGAAAACUAUUCCAUGUUUUAAAAUUAUAUAGCAAAGAUAUAUAUUCAUCAGUGUUGUACAGAGAAGAAGCGCUUGGGGGUUUUUGAAGUCUUUAAUAUUUUAAGCCUAUCACUGAUACAUCAGCAUGGUUUUUGCUUUAAAUUAAAAUUUUAUGACAGCAUCGAAGCUUGGUGUGACGAAUCCCGCUCUAAAAUAUAUAAAGAGCUUUCCUGUUCCCUAUUAGGUCUCAGAAAGAAGUCAGUUAACGUCACCCAGAAGCACAAAGUGGAUGUUAGUCAAAUAUUUAUUGGCUGAUACAGUGUUUUUUAGGAAAAGCAUCUGCCAUGAAAACGUUCACUUCAAAGUUACAAGUUUCUGGAAUGAAAUAUCACUGCAAGCACCCCAAACAAUUCUGUUCCCCUCUGUGGGCACGUGUGUCUUAUGCAGUAUAAGGUUGAUACCGGUGUUACAUGUACGGUUUAUAAUUUGGUAGAUGUUUUGACCUUAAAGGUGAUUGUUCUUUUGUUUCACCAAGUUGUGUAAUGUCAAGAGAUUCCGCUGUUAUUGCAAAGAUACGUUUUGUGCUAGAUUAAAACACCCUUUCAUCAAUGGGAUUUUCUAGUCUCCUGCCUCCAGAGUAUCUAAUCCUUGAAUGACCUGGUGGUCCCCUUGUCCAUCCACCAGCAGUGCUUCUGUCGAGUGUCAUAGUUUCCGUAAAUCUGACUAGAAGGCUAUUUCUACUAGAUAUUCAUUUUGUCCCGAGCUACGGAUUAUGGUGGGAAAUGCGAGAGCAUUAGAAUCGAAAUGCAUUGUUCAGGUAUGCAACUAAGAAAAGAAGACCUUUGGCCAAAUUAAGCAGAACUGAAUAAGCAAUAUUCAGGAAGAGAUGCAGGUGGAUGCAGUGUUAGCUUUUUUAUAGGUAGAGAGACCAGUGGCAGCAGAAGUAUUCAGUGGCAGGAGUUUCUGAAACGGAAACAAGCAAUGUCUGUAAGUGGAGAAGUGUUGCACCAUUGGCCAUCCAGGUUCACCACAGGAUGAGAUGGUAGCUGAAAAAACCGUAUUUAUUUGAGCUCUGGUCUUGGAAUGAGGUUGUCUGUAUCAAAUGAGGGUCACACAUUUUCUCUGUGGAAGAAAUAAAAAGAUCAUAAUAAAAUUUACUCUUGGGUGUGCUAGGAGAGGUUUCAGAAACCUACCUCGUCUUAAAAUUUAAAAACUUUUGGAGUCUGUACACGUGCCUUAUAUGUAGGUCAUUGUCCCCGCACACACAUGAACACUCAUUCCUGGACUUGCUUUCUGUCGAGGGCGGUUAACUAGUAAACAAGGCAGUUCUGCUCGAUGGCGUAGGAAGCUGUGGCCUGAUUUGGAAGGACUCAGAUCAAGCAGGGUCAGAUGAGUUCUGCAGACCACAGCUACUAAAAGAGUCCUGUUGUCAUUUUCCACCUUUUCAUCAGAAGCAUCUUUCGGAGAUUAAUGACUUGGCCAUUAAAAAUGAAUCCAAAUCCUAUCGUGCCAACAUCAUUUAGACACAAUUUGGAAUGAACGGCCUGCUUUCCUGACAGGGUCGCGGUGUCAUUUCUGUGGACUUAGACUUGCAGAGAAGGGCAAAACCUGAUGAGCAUGUCCUGCCUCAUGCAAUUUGAGGCUGCAGGUAGGGAAUAGGAGGGCUGGGAGAGAUCACGUCCUCCUUUUGAGAAAGGGGCCACCUUCUGACCAUUCAAAACACUCAGUGGGCAAGACUGUGCCAGGCCUUUCAUCUUCCAGUACGGCAGGCCUGGGGGAAGUCAUCCCUUGAAGCAGAAGGACCGUUUGUUCCAGGAGCAUGCAGAUGGGAUGUGGCUUCGGGUGGGUAGGAUGCUGUGCUAGAGAACCCAGGGGUUCCUUCCGACUCGCCGGUUUUGUGAGGGAACACACAAUAAUUCUAAAUGUGCAUUUAGAAGGUCUUGAGCCUAAAAGAAUUUUAAGUGCAGCCCCCUCUUCUCCAGCCACCCCUGAGGAAAACAACAUGCAGAGGUAUACUUGCUUUUUUUCCGGUAGUUUAUCUAAUUUCCCCCUGGUGUUCCUUUUAAGAAAAUUCAGACUUUGUCAGAGUUCGUCAGAGCUGUCCCAAGCCAGGCUGGCUUGGCCUGUUUGCCUGUGUGGAGCGCGGACGCUGGGAUUUAACCCGGGGUCGGCAAGCUGCAGGUGAUGGGGGACAGUGUGCUAAACAGCUUCUGCUCUCAGGGUGCAGCUCCCUGCUGAGGGCUCCGGGGCCCCACUGGGGAGGCCAAGGUCUCCUCCUGGUUUUCUCUACAAUUAAUAAUGUCAUUUUAAAAAUGAGCAAAGCCUUAUCCUAGAUCUCAAUUGGAUUAGACUUGACAAUUAAGUCAGUACAUUGUGCAGAGGGCCAAGUGUAUGUAGAGGAGUGUGAGUGUGUGUGUGUGUGUGUGUGUGUGUGUGUGUGCGCGCACGUGUGUGGAUAUUUAAGUCAAAUCAUAACAUUUUUAAUUUUGGAGAACCUUCCCGAACAUAACCACCAUAACCAUUAUCCUUUUGGCAACACCACAAAGGUUGCAUCUGUUAAACAGGUACAAGUUCACAUGAGGUCAGUUUCAUUGUACAUCGUGAUAUGGGUGGUGUUUAUGCUGUUAAGUCCGAACCCUUAUCUGUCUGUUAUUCUCAAUGCUUAAUAAACUUUGAAUUUGUUCCUUUC
Felis catus (domestic cat) is the source of this 5508-nucleotide messenger RNA. It is a transcript of the gene HLF, whose product is annotated as HLF transcription factor, PAR bZIP family member. The record is from RefSeq and is a predicted model, not a curated record. Gene Ontology annotation, cellular component: nucleus. Gene Ontology annotation, molecular function: RNA polymerase II cis-regulatory region sequence-specific DNA binding; DNA-binding transcription factor activity, RNA polymerase II-specific. The coding region runs from base 398 to 1288 and encodes 296 amino acids. The transcript has 4 exons. Gene Ontology annotation, biological process: regulation of transcription by RNA polymerase II. NCBI's taxonomy places the organism in Eukaryota, Metazoa, Chordata, Mammalia, Carnivora, Felidae.